Messenger RNA from Bacillus rossius redtenbacheri, 1447 nucleotides. RefSeq lists its product as uncharacterized. The transcript has 8 exons. Lineage: Eukaryota; Metazoa; Arthropoda; Insecta; Phasmatodea; Bacillidae. The record is from RefSeq and is a predicted model, not a curated record. The coding region runs from base 17 to 1270 and encodes 417 amino acids.
GACCGCCCCACUCGCGAUGGCUGGCGUCCUGCGAGCGACUGUACUCUUGCUGGGGCUGCGAAUGUCCGUCGGCGUCCGCGUGCUGGACGCGACGGCGUGCAGCGGCGAGGAGCUGGUGACGUCAGGCGCUCGGCUGGAAGCCAACUACUCGGCGCUGCUGGCCUGCGGCGACUGGACCCGCGCCGUGACGGUGGCCGACGGCUACCAGGCCGAGCUCACCGUGCGCUCGCUGCUCGUCGCGCCGGGCGACUACCUCGUCGUCAGCCCAGGCGGCAGGCCGCUGGCUACGGCGGCGGCGGCCGUGCUGGUGGGCCGACUGCGCUCCCCGCGGCGACUGCGCGCACUAGGCUCGCCGCAGCUGCACCUGCACUUCCACGCGGCGGGCGAGGCAGGCCUGCUGGCGCAGCUGGAGGGCUUCUCGCUCGCCUUCGGCACGGACAGCCCGCUGACGACCACGCAGCCGCCCACGCCGCCCCCCUCCACCCUGCCCAGCGCGCCGCCCUCCGUGGCCGACACCUGCACCGUCUUCCUGCGCGGCAGGAGCCCCGCAGACUUCCUGCAGUACAGCGCGGAGCUGCGCACCUCGGUGAAGGAGAUGGCGCAGGCGUACUGCCGGGAGCACAACAUCAGCGUCCUGCAGGACAUCACGGAGCAGAACGUGGUGUUCCGGCUGGUGGAGAGAUGCGCCCUCAGCUGGCCCGACAGCCAGCUGUGCACCAGGCUGCAGCUGGCGGUGCCGGUGGACACGCCCUCGGGCUACCAGCUGACCGCGAGCAGCAUCUGCGCCAUGUGGGAGGAGCAGGCGCGGGGCAGCGCCCGCCUGGCGCAGCUGGGCCUGCAGGUGUACGACGCCCCUGACGCCCAGGUGUCCAUGCUGGUGUGGCUGGGCGUUGCCCUGGGCGUCACUCUGGUCUUCACCGCCUCCCUGCUGGUCGCCUGGAGGCUCCUCAACAGCAGGUCUCGCUCGCGGCAAGACAGCACCGCGGACUCGCGGGCGAACCUCAGCGAGCAGUCGUGGCUGGACAACCUGCCGCACCAGCAGCUGCCCAUCACAGCCGCCAGCGGCGUGCGCGAGUUCGAGCCGGACAGCAUGCACCUGCGAGCCCCGCUGGCCGGGGGCGUGUCUCCUGCGGCGCGACCCCACGUGCCGGUGCCCGACAGCAAGCCCCUGCCCGAGUACGGCGCCACGCUGCUGUUCGGCCGGGGCUUCGACAAGCAGGCGCUGAUGGAGGUGGACGAGGGCGUGGAGAACAACGUCUCCGUGUCGUAGCGGCCAGCGCAGGCGCUCUGCAAGAUCGCUCUACGCUGCUGUGUUUGCACGCACAAUGUCUAGGGGGGAUAUGUUGUGUCACGAGGAACAACUCGUGCGCACUGCAGCUAAAUGUUUUAAGGACCGUUUUACAAUUUCACGUUGCAUAUCAUAGAUAAAUCAAUUUUUCAUGUUUAA